ACGCCGAUUGUUCGCCAGUACACGUUCGUCUUGAACACAGAGCGUAUCGGUUAUAUUUAUUGCGAGAAAACAUUUUUUUCGGUUGUGCACGAUGUUACUGCUAGCGUGAGUGUAUCAAUGAAAGAAAGUCAAGAUUAUUAUGCGACCUAUUAUGCCUCUAUCUCUUGACAAAGUCGAUGACUGUAUCUUAUUUUAUAAAAAGAAACUUGGUCUUUUCUUAACGUGAAAAAAAAAAAAAAGAAAAUUGGUCAUUGUCUGGCUACGAUAGAAGAAUGUGCUUAGGUGUGCGAUUGACAUACCGGAGCUGAGAUGUUCGUCGUGACGAAUUGUUUCGCGAUGAACUAAGUUCGCGAUUCAAGAGGCGACGUUUUUGAAUUGAGUCCACGAUCGUGCGCGACCAAGCAGACAAACGAGAUAAAAAAUAGAGAAGAAACCGGCGGCGGAGAAGUGAAAAAUGAGGGCCUCGUUGCUGUUGCUGGGGGGCAUCGUGGUAUUCUCGGUCGCAGUUGCGAGAGCUCUCUCCUGUGUCUGUUCACCCUUCGAGUGUGACAUUCUCACCGAUGAGGAUUGUCCCGGAGGCCUCACCUGGGAUCCCUGUAGAUGUUGUAAGGUGUGCGCUCGUGUCGAGGGAGAGCCAUGCGGUGGUUUGUUUGGAUUUUCUGGAAGUUGUGCCAACGGCUUACAAUGCGUCAUCAAAAACUUGCUGCCCAACACUCGAGAAGUAGACGAGGGAAUUUGUACAAAGAUCCCGGGCAGAUGGAGGAGGCAUUGUCCGCACGGGCAGAUAAUGUCUGAACCUGGUUGCAACUUAGUGUCCGAGGGAACCGCCGGAGAAAACGGAAAUACCGUGUCUACUGGAAAGUGCGUUUGUGGACCGUCGGUGCCUUGGUGUCCAAACGAACCUCGUCCUUAUGAUUAUUCUACCCAACACGAGUGCAAGCUCAAUUUGGCCGCAAAGAUGAAUUACGAUCUCUUUAAUUCUGGAAACACGGAAAGCGACGAUAUUCAAGGGGACACGCGUGGCAACGAGUGUCCGGAGGAUAGUGUUCAAGGGGAGGGCGGUGAGUGCAAAUGCAUCGACUGUCCACCGGUCGAGUGCGAAUCGGGUCAACGUCGGAUCCAGGUGAAGCCAGCGGAUCCAGAAACGCCGGGUAGCUGUUGCGCUCGUUACGAUUGCCUGCCCUCAGACUCUCGAGAAUCGGAGCCGUGCCCCGAAAAUAGCGUGUUAACCGAGGAUGGAAAGUGCGAGUGUGCGCCCUGUCCAAGGCCUACCUGUCAAUCGGGACAUCGCCCCGUACAAGUGAGAGCUGCCCUGGAUCGCGAGACACCCGGUAGCUGCUGCCCUCUUUACGAGUGCAAACCCGCAGAGUCCAUCUCAUGGAUAAAAGUGGCAACCGAGAUGACGAAACCGCCUAAAUAUUGUAUUUACGAGGGCAAAGCGAGAGAGUUGAACGAACGAUGGCAGCCAUCCGAUUGCGUUAGCUGCGUCUGCCAGGAGGACGGGAUGGUAUCCUGCCAAGAAUCAAUGUGCAAAUCCUGCGAGAACGCGAUUCCUCCCGAUCCUGGCGAAUGUUGUCCGCAUUGUCCACCGCUUACAAACACGACGUUCCUCCGAUCCGAGAUACCUUGUCAAACUUCUCUCGACGGUUGCGAGUUAACAUGCGAGCACGGUUACGUGAGAGACGAGAGCAAUUGUCCCAUUUGUAGUUGCGAUAAAUCCGAGAGAAACGAUGUGAUAAUAACGGAUCGUCCUACUACUAACGACGAAUCCAAAAACAUUUGCCCAAAGUUUCACUGCGAUUUCGGUUGCAAGAUCGUAAAGGACGAAAAUGAUUGCUCGAUCUGCGAUUGCCAGACUUUUGAACAACCUACCACCGACGCUGUAGCGAUCGACGAAGCCGGAAAAAAGAUUUGUCCCGAGGUGAAGUGCGACUUGCACUGCGAACGAGGAUUGGUCAUGGACGAAAACGAUUGCACAUUUUGCAAAUGCCGAACGCCAGAAUCGACAAGUUGUCCACCUUUAAUCGGAUGCAGAAAACGAUGCGCGUUUGGUUACAAAACGAACAAACGCGGCUGUUCAAUGUGCCGAUGUCGCGCUUUCUGCGUGGACCACGCGAACGGAACGCAUCCGGAAGGAUCGACUUGGCAUCCGAACUCAUGCACCUCGUGCACCUGCGACACCGGAGGGAAGCUUAGCUGCAAAGAGACUGUUUGCUCGAUAGCCUGCAACGAUCCGUUGCCCGCGAAACCUGGAACUUGUUGUCCGAUUUGCCCGAUCGCGCCGACGAAAGGUAACGGCGCGACGAACGGCGGUCACCACCAGGGCAAAGGAUGGGGCACAGUGCCGAUCGUCUUGAUCACGAUACUCUCCUUGUUCUGCCUGAUGCUCAUCGUCCACAUUCUCCACAGUCGAUUCCGAGCCCGCCUCUCGCCCUCCGAGACCUCGUACUCCAUCUACCCUCCCCAAUAUUACAAAUGCGUGCCAGUGUACGACACGCCGGUGCAUCGAAACGAGAAAAUUGUACCCUUGUAAAAAAAAAAGACUGUUUGUUUUUGACGACAACCGGGGGAAACGUGGGAUUAUAAUUUCUUGGACAGACGGAAGUUAUGAUACGUCUGACGGCGGCGGCGUCGUCGAUAAUCGCGCCGGGAAAUAAGGGAAGAAAGUUGAGGAAGUUGAAGAAGUAGAGGAAUAAUGGAAAAAUCAUCAUACUCGGUGCCGACAAAGUCCAAACUUUUGACGUUUCGCCGGUCCAAUAUAAAAUACCAAUAUUGUAGAUUCAGUAUUAUUUAUAUAGCGGACGGUUUUAAGAGAUUGUAAGAGAAGAAUGUAACUGAGAUGUGUAUAGAGGCCGAUGCUUCGUGAACUACGAUUGUCGGUAAUCCCCUCUCCGAAUUCCUUUCCCUCCCCCUUCCCCUCCUCCCUCGGCUCUAAUUCGAUAUGAUAUCGUGUUGCGAUAUGUAAAUUGUAAUACAAAAUGCAAAUAUGUAAUAGAAAAGCUAGCGUAAUUAUCACGAGGAGGGUGUUAAAAGUAUAAAUACGCUAAAAACAAGAUAAACUCAGUAGAGAUCCUAAACUCGAUCGAGAAUCGAAUAGAAGAGAGAAGUCUUUAUAGUCCAUUUAGUAUUAGUUCCCUCGAUCUCUGGACCAUGCGUUGUGUUGUGUUUCGUAUCACGAAACUUCUGUUGCUGUUUAUUAUUAUUAUUAUUCUUUGGACGAUUUUAUAUCGGCUUUCUUGCGAUUUUUUUUUUCCUUUGCCGUACACCAUUUCGACCAAUCUUAUUCUCUUUUCUUCUCCUACUUUUUUCUCUCCCUUUCUCUCUCUCUCUCUCUCUCUCUCUGUUUCUGCGUAAUUUUCGCUUUCUCUCCUUCUCUGACAAUGCGUGGAAUGUCUAGCUUUAUUCGAUUUCAAGGGAACAGAAGAACGAUAUUAAAUUUACUAAGGAUUAAGCUAUGUAACACAUCCUGUUCUGCCACUUUGAGAUAGCUUUGAUCACGAGAUAGCGCAGUUUCAUGACGAAUUAAACCGGAAUCGUUUAAUUUUUCAUCGAUAGAUUCAAUCGUAUGCGUAAGAAAAGAAAACUUUCCCUUCUGCUUUCUAUUUGUACGAAUAACUUAUCGUAUCGGUGCAUUUAAUCCUCUAGAUUCUAGAUUCUCAUUUUACUUGAUUCUUUGUCCUUGUUUAUAUUUUACGUUAUGUAUUACGCGUAACACGUAAAAUCAAAUAUUUUAUCUAUAAAUAAAACUGCAAAUGAAACCAAAAAUAUCCCAAAUUUCAAGAUAUCUCGAUCUAACGUAUUUUCGAUAUACAUUGUUUCGUUUUUUAUCUUGACAAUUAUUUGUACAUAUUUGUUCGAGAUUAUCUAUUCGCUUUGUACACUCUUGCGAUAUUAAUUUAACAUUAUUAAAUUAAUUAGAAAAAUGUUACGCGUUCUACGAGAUCGUUCAUUUGUAUCUAUUUGCUCGUUUCUAGACUCGAUAUCGUGCAACAACGAUAACGACGUAAAACACAGCCUAUUAUACUUAUGAACUAUAAAAAAAGAAAAGCUAAACAAAAAGCGAGAGAGAGAGAGAGAGAGAGAGAAGUGAGAAUGAUGCAAAUAUGCACUGUUGAAUACACUGUAAGUACAUAUAGUUAUAUUAUGAGAAUGAAAGAGAGAGAGAGAGAGAGAAAAGAAUGAAAAAGAAAAAUAAUUAUGAGAGAAGAUAUAUUAAAAGUACCGAAGGGAACAGAGAUUUUUGCGUGUGCGUGUAUAUGAAUCGUGUGAAACAAUAUAAUAAGAGCGAAGAAUAAUUCGUUUGCAUCCAGCAUCUCGCGGAGUCGAUACCUAAUCGUUAUCGUUGUUAACACGAAAUAACCAAUUGUCGUGCAAAUUAAACAUAUCUCUGUGCUUGGAGGGAGGCGCGCGCGCCCGCACGUAGAACCUCGUCUUAUCAUUCCUUCUUCCCUAAACUAACGCGUACAUAUAUUUUUCCAAUGCGACACUCAUCAUGUCUUUAUCGUAUAUCGUCUCUAACCGUCUUUACCGUCUAAAUAAUAAUGCUAAAUAUGUCGCGUAUAUGCGUACUAGACUCGCGUGUAUCGUAUCUACCGUAUGUAGAACGAUCGUCGAUCGAAAAUCGCAGACUGUAUUUCGUACGUGUAAAUGUACGUUGGAGACAAUAUGUAUCGACGACAGGUUCGUACGAUGUUCCCGUGACGCGCGACGUCGAUGCGCGAGCCUCGAUCGUUUCUCCUUGUUCAUCGCGUGCUCUCGCGUUCGAAUGAUAUCGCGAAAUAACGAAAGAACUUGUCGGACAAAAAUUUGAUUCUCCUUUAGAAAAGAUCGAAUCGGACCAAAAUUAUUCGAAUGUUCGCGCUUCUCGGCUAUUUUUGCUGUUCAAAGGUUUAUAAAUACGAUAUCUCAAGGGUAAUAAAAAUCAUUUUGCGACUGUAUAUCGAAAUGAAAAGGAGAAUAAAGAGCGAAUGAUCGUCGAACGAGGAGAAUCGCGACAUUAAUUAAAAAAUCUUGCGAGGAACGCGAUGAAAAGCAAGGCAAUCAAGGCUAAUCGAGAAACGAAUAGUCUCGUGUUUGCGCGCUCUUUUUGUGUACAGUUUUAACGUAACGAAAUGUCAUAUCAGUGUAACCUAGACUUAUUUAAUAUGUGCGAACUCGUAUGCAUUUUAAAAUCGUGCAUCGUGUUUAAAGAAAUAGCUCUUGUAUGUUAAAUAAAACGACAUUAAAUAAAAUUGUUGAUAUGUGAUAUAUUGUA
Messenger RNA from Apis mellifera (honey bee), 5254 nucleotides. Its product is annotated as cysteine-rich motor neuron 1 protein. The record is from RefSeq and is a predicted model, not a curated record. NCBI's taxonomy places the organism in Eukaryota, Metazoa, Arthropoda, Insecta, Hymenoptera, Apidae. Gene Ontology annotation, cellular component: extracellular region. The transcript has 11 exons. Bases 455 to 2533 code for a protein of 692 amino acids. Gene Ontology annotation, molecular function: protein binding; serine-type endopeptidase inhibitor activity.